This is a messenger RNA of Emys orbicularis (European pond turtle), 2919 nucleotides long. RefSeq names its product glutamine rich 2 (gene QRICH2). The transcript is spliced from 19 exons. The record is from RefSeq and is a predicted model, not a curated record. NCBI's taxonomy places the organism in Eukaryota, Metazoa, Chordata, Testudines, Emydidae. Bases 1 to 2919 code for a protein of 972 amino acids.
AUGGCUCUGAUCAGCUUGUUGGAAUUGGCUGACCUCUCCAUAGGGACGCCGGAGAUCGGGGUGGUCAACUUUAAUGCCCUCCACACUUUGCUCCAUGCCAUCAUUAAACAACUCAACCUGCAGGAUGUCAAAGCCGAGAUGCAUGAGGAGAAACCUAAGCCCCCGGAACCCGUGCCUCUGCCGGAGAAAGAGAAGAAGGGCAAGCGCGAUGAGUCAGAAGACUUACCCUAUGCUGACUUAGAGAAGAAGGUCAUUGGGGUGGCGGCUCAGGUGCAUGGCGUGGAGGCCACGGUGGUUGGGGUGGAGGCCAAGGUGGUUGGGGUGGCGGCGCAGGUGCAUGGCGUGGAGGCUCAGGUCCAUGGAAUAGGGGAACAGGUUCAAGGUCUUGAGAAGCAAAUGGCUGCCCUGGAAAAAUUGCCUUCUGGGACAGACUUGCUGGAGAGGACCAAGAGCGGCUCUCCGAAUGGAUCUGCUGUGGCUGACAUGUGGCAAAUGAUGCAGAUGAAGAAAAAGAUAGAAGCUAAUGAGAAUGGCAUCUCCAAGGCCAUGGCUCUGUUCCAGGAUCUGCUGAAUGAGGUCAAUGGCGUGAAGACGGCUAAUUUCCAUAUGAACGAGGGCCUCGAAAACAUCAAGGAGAAACUUGACUUGAAUUUACAACUAGAUACCCAGGAGAUUGGCAAUCGACUGCAGACCUGCAUCGCUGAUCAGAAGAACUUGGAUAAUGAUGUGAGGAACCUAGAGCGAAGGAUAAACCUCUAUCCUUCCCCCGAAGAAAUGUAUAACAUGGUGCGCUGGGAAGUUCUGGAGGACUGUCUUGUGACAGGCAAAGAGAAGGACAAACACCUAACCUCAUCCACGCCGCGAGAGUCCUCCGGGUCCAGCAGCGCCUCCAGUCGCUAUUCAGAUACUGUGGAAGCGCUGCGCCAGAUCGGGCAGCUGACCGACCUCUACACCGCCUUGCAGGAGCAGAUAAACCACCUGGAGCAAUUCAAGUGUAGCCACGCCGACCUCGACAAGCUGCGACAAUUCUUCUCGGAUGCAGUCCCUAAGAACCUCUCCAGCAUGCCUGCUGACCUCAUGGAGCAGCUGUCUUCCCUGAAGGCCACGGCAGAAGACAUGAAAGAUGUAAAGGCCAAGGUAAGGAAGCUGCAGAAUGUCCUUGAAGCAGAGGUGGCAACAGAAGCAGAUCAGAAAGUGGAGGGAUCCAGUCAGAUUAACCUGCAGUUAGGUUACCUCAGAUCGACAGUGCACGACAUAGAGAAAGAGCUGCAGGAGCUGAGGGAGCAGCAGGAUCACGGCAAAGCCAAGCUGGAGCAGUCGGUGACUGACACAGCCCUCUACCUGCAGGAACAGUUAGACAAGCUUAGAUCUAUCAUAGAGAACAUGAUGGCCUCCUCCUCCACCUUGCUAUCCAUGAGCAUGCCCACUAGCCCGGAGCCUGGGGAGGCAGCGCCGCAUGGCACAUGCCCGGCCUGCAGCCUAGACGUCAGCGAGCAGGUUAGCCAGCUGUUCAAACGCUACGAACAGCUGCAGGAUUUAAUUAGCAGCUUCAUGACGAGGCAUGCGGAAAGCAAGCCAGCAAAGAGGCCGCAGCUGAGGAGCCAGGAUGAAGAGCUGCUGAGUCGCAUCCAAAACACCAUCCUCCAGGUGCAAGGAGACUGUGAGAAUCUCAAUGCCACCACAGGGAACCUCGUAGAAGACCAUCGGCAGAAGCAGAAAGAUAUCUCUCUUCUCUUCCAGUCACUGGAGAAGUUGGAAAAGGAGAAAGCAGACAAGGAGCAUCUGGAGACAGAAAUUGACGUGAAAGCAGACAAGAUCGCCCUGGCUGGCAAAGUCAGCCGCACCCAGUUUGAUGCCACCACGGAGCAGCUGAAUAAGAUGAUGCAGGAUCUGGUGAACAAGAUGAGCGGGCAGGAGCAGGACUGGCACAAAGUGCUCGACAAAAUCUUGGUGGAGAUGGACUCCAAGCUGGACCGCCUGGAAUUAGAUCCCUUCAGACAGCAGCUGGAAGAGCGUUGGAAGGCCAUCCGGAAACAGCUGAAGGAGAGCUCUCCGCAGUACGAAGCGGACGAUGCUGCUGGAAUUAGGAAAAGACUGAUGGCUCAUUUCCACUGCAUUUCCUGCGACAGGCCUCUGGAAAUGGUGGUGCCCGGCCCGACCAUCAUGACUGUCCCCUCCGUGCCGGGGUUACCAUCCCACCGCUCCAUCCGGCCCUACACCGUCUACGAACUGGAGCAAGUCAGGCAGCACACCCGCAGUCUGAAGUUAGGGCUUAGGCCCUUCCCUCGCUUGGAUGCGCUCCAGCUGGAGAAGAGCGUGGGCCUUGGCAAGCUGCGCAGCAUCCACUCCAAGAUGCUCAUGGACAUAGAGAAGGUGCAGAUCCACUUUGGGGGCUCGGCGAAGGCCAGCAGUCAGAUGAUCAGGGAGAUAAUGCAGUCGCAGUGUCUCAGCCCAAGCCAUGACAAGAUGGCGGAGAUGGCGGAAUACGGUUACCUGUCCAUGCCUCGGCGCUGCGGCGGCAGCCACACCCUCACCUACCCCUACAGGCGCUACACACGGCUGCAGCAAAUCGCCCAGUGUAUGCCGGUGCAUCCCGAGGAGACUGCCAUGCUGACAGUGAUGAAGCAUGAAGAGGUGGAUAUCCUGGGCCUGGAUGGACACAUCUACAAAGGGCGGAUGGACACUCGGCUCCCAUCAAUUUCAGCCAAGGAUGGUCCUUUGAAGUCCAAACCCAAGCUCUCCCGGUCUUCAUCACAACGGCAGCCGACCCUGAUGGACACAGCUGGCCUCCCGGCACGCCCACACAGCGCCAAACUGUCUUCCCCCAGCAAUUCAGGUACCUCGCUUGGGUCCAGAUGGGAGCUGGAGCCCCCUGAGAAUUUACUGUCUGAUGAGCAUGUGCUACUGAGAGGCUCCUAG